Neurospora hispaniola is the source of this 1446-nucleotide messenger RNA. RefSeq names its product fatty acid desaturase-domain-containing protein. Gene Ontology annotation, molecular function: oxidoreductase activity. Lineage: Eukaryota; Fungi; Ascomycota; Sordariomycetes; Sordariales; Sordariaceae. The record is from RefSeq and is a predicted model, not a curated record. Gene Ontology annotation, biological process: unsaturated fatty acid biosynthetic process. Bases 1 to 1446 code for a protein of 481 amino acids. The transcript has a single exon.
AUGGCUUCCGUCUCCUCUGCCCUUCCCGAGGGCAACAAGCCUGCCCUGCGCAGGACCCAAACCGAGGCCACCUCCGACUCAUACCCUGGUACCGCCGAUGCCUCUCCCUUCGACUCUCCUCUUGAGCGCUCGGCCUCCAACACCUCGCUUUCUUCCCUGGCCUCCGACAACGUCAAGACCGACAAGGCCGAGUUCGGCAAGCUACUCGACACGUACGGCAACGAGUUCGAGGUCCCCGACUUCACUAUCAAGGACAUCCGCGAUGCCAUCCCCGCGCACUGCUUCGAGCGUUCGGCUCUUCACAGUUUGGCGCACGUCGUUCGCGACAUCAUCUACCUCACCGUCACUUUUUACGUCUGGAACAAAUAUGUCACCCCCGAAUACAUCCCCAUGAAGGCUGCCCGUGUCGUCCUCUGGGGUCUGUACACCUUCAUGCAGGGCCUUUUCGGCACUGGUCUCUGGGUUCUUGCCCACGAGUGCGGUCACCAGGCCUUCUCCCCGUCCAGGUUGAUCAACGACACCGUCGGCUGGGUCCUCCACUCUGCCCUUCUCGUCCCCUACUUCUCAUGGAAGUUCUCCCACAGCAAGCACCACAAGGCCACCGGCAACAUCGAGCGUGACAUGGUCUUCGUUCCUCGCACCCGCGAGCAGUUUGCUUCUCGCAUCGGCCGUUUCGUCCAUGAGAUUUCCGAGUUGACCGAGGAGACCCCCAUCUACACCUUGAUCCACCUUAUCGGUCAGCAGCUCAUCGGCUGGCCCAACUACCUCAUGACCAACGUCACCGGCCACAACUUCCACGAGAGGCAGCGCGAGGGUCGUGGCAAGGGCAAGAAGAACGGCUGGUUCACUGGUGUCAACCACUUCAACCCCAGUUCUCCCCUCUAUGAGGAGCGUGAGGCCCCCUGGAUUAUCGUCUCCGACAUCGGUAUCGCCAUCGCCGCCACCGCCCUCAUCUACCUCGGCAACACCUUCGGCUGGUCCAACAUGUUCGUCUGGUACUUCCUUCCCUACCUCUGGGUCAACCACUGGCUCGUUGCCAUCACCUACCUCCAGCACACCGACCCCUCGCUCCCCCACUACACCCCUGAUCAGUGGAACUUUGUCCGUGGUGCCGCCGCGACUAUUGACCGCGAGUUCGGUUUCAUCGGCCGUCACCUCCUCCACGGCAUUAUCGAGACCCACGUUCUCCACCACUACGUCAGCACUAUUCCCUUUUACCACGCCGACGAGGCCUCCGAGGCCAUCAAGAAGGUCAUGGGCCGUCACUACCGCGCUGACGUCCAAGAUGGCCCCAUCGGUUUCAUCAAGGCCAUGUGGAAGGCUGCUCGUUGGUGCCAGUGGGUUGAGCCUACCGAGGGCGCUGAGGGCAAGGGCAAGGGCGUCUUGUUCUACCGCAACCAGAACGGUCUCGGUGUCAAGCCUGCCAAGCUCCCCAAGACCAACUAA